AUGACAGUCUUGCCAGAAAAUGAUGAUCAACCAAAGUACCAUCCCUUACCACAAAAACCGGAUGAUCAUGAUCCCAAACAACAACUAAAAACCGGCGAUCGCAAAAAACAACAAAGAACCAUCGAAUGCUGGGAAUGGGUGUUUAUAUCGGUUAUGAUUUUCGUUAUACUAGUACUAGUGUUGUUCUAUAUCACACUUAUGACCUACCUGUCCUUCAUAGAUUUUUCAAACGACCCCGAAUUCCACGUGGACGACGUGACUCCCACUCAAUUUGAACUCUCCCCUACAAACAACACUUUGUACUACAAUCUUGACGUUAACAUGACGUUUAGAAACCCUAAUAACAAGUUUGGGAUACAUUACGAUAAAAUUAGAGCAAACGUAAUGUAUCAUGGGCAAAGAUUGAUGACAAAGCAUGUCCAAGGGUUUUAUUUAGGUCACAAAAUGAACAAUAAUGUGAAUCUAUCCGUUAAAGGCCAACAACUAUUGGUAUUAUUGGAAAAUGGUGUCGAUGAGAAAGAGUUUUAUGAAUCCGAGAGUAGGAAUGGUGUUUAUGAAAUUGAUUUGAAGUUGAGGAUUAAAAUGAGGUUAACUACAACUUUGUCAUGGGAGUUUUUUAACUCUAGACAUUUUAACUCUAGAGUUGUAUGUCAUUUGAAGAUCCCGUUAAUAAGCUCUCAAGAUAGUAAGGUUGAAUUUGAGAGAACUCAUUGUGUUUACAAGCAAUGGUAA
This is a messenger RNA of Erigeron canadensis, 732 nucleotides long. Its product is annotated as NDR1/HIN1-like protein 3. NCBI's taxonomy places the organism in Eukaryota, Viridiplantae, Streptophyta, Magnoliopsida, Asterales, Asteraceae. The record is from RefSeq and is a predicted model, not a curated record. The transcript has a single exon. Bases 1 to 732 code for a protein of 243 amino acids.